Messenger RNA from Exophiala oligosperma, 423 nucleotides. RefSeq lists its product as uncharacterized. Lineage: Eukaryota; Fungi; Ascomycota; Eurotiomycetes; Chaetothyriales; Herpotrichiellaceae. The transcript has 2 exons. The record is from RefSeq and is a predicted model, not a curated record. The coding region runs from base 1 to 423 and encodes 140 amino acids.
AUGCUAGGAAACGGCUGGCCCUCCCAGCAGGUGCAGGGUCCUUCUCAUCAGCCUCGUCUCAACGGUGGCCAAUCGACUGGUAACGGCACCAUUGCACCUUCAACGUCAGGGUCUUGGACGGCCGUGAAUGCCACCACAGAUCCCAGCACGAGCAUGCCGCCGCUGCCGUCGCCAAAAGCGGCGAUCCACCUACCUCUGCCGCAUCCGUCGGCGAAUCUCCAGCUACCAGCGCCAUUCAUCACUGCUGACAGCGAGACCAACACCAACUCUCACGGAGCUGUGAGUGAUGUGUCAGGGUCGGCAGAAGCGACCGCCAGCGCAGCGUUGAUGAUGUUGACGAACGAUUGGAGAGGUGCUGGCGCUACUGCUGCUGCGUCCGUCGAGCCGAGAGUGGGCACAAUGGUGACAGAGGCAAGGGAAUAG